Salpingoeca rosetta is the source of this 2367-nucleotide messenger RNA. RefSeq lists its product as uncharacterized. The coding region runs from base 1 to 2367 and encodes 788 amino acids. The transcript is spliced from 2 exons. The record is from RefSeq and is a predicted model, not a curated record. Lineage: Eukaryota; Choanoflagellata; Craspedida; Salpingoecidae.
AUGAGCAGUUCUGCUUCAGAGUGGGCACUGGUUGCUCAACGUCUCCUUGAACGACCGGCUCCUCACCAGGAUCCUGACAACAUGCGCAUUGGGGUUCACUUGGACAGCACACUUGCUGCACGAGACACGGCGCGCACGUUCUUCAACUUGAUGUUCACUUGUCGCGGGCUCUAUCACGACCUGCCGUGGGCCAUGCCCAAGUGGUGCCUGCCGGACGCCUUCGAGUACGCCCUUCCAGUCGCAUACAAUUGGCUCGACACAUUCCAGCAAGACGUGUACCCGCUGUCUCGCCCAACUGAACCGACCCAAGCCAGAGACGACAGUGCUUUCGACAUGACAGCGUGGCUGGAGGAGCGCUGCCUGGCCUAUUCUUGGAUCGGCGUGACAUGGCGCAGCAGUUUGCCCUUUCUUCGUUCUCGACUGGCAGGUCCCCUGUCACAGACCCACGCUUUCUGGGACAAGUUUGCUCGCUGUGGCCGUGUCAAUUUCAUCAGCCUUUCGGAGUUGGAAGCAUGGGCUGCCGCCAUAUCAACAGCAGCCACGGACAGUGCCUCGACAACAUCGCUUCUCACCAGCACACCGACACCAUGCACCCAGAACGCUUCUGUCGAAGGUGUCAUGCAUCAACGUGAACUGCAACAGCCCUCAUCCACGCAGGACCAGGACCAGGACCAGGACCAGGACCAGGACCAGGACCAGGACCAGGACCAGGACCAGGACCAGCAACAGCACCAGGACCAGGACCAGGACCAGGACCAGGACCAGGACCAGGACCAGCAACAGCACCAGGACCAGCACCACCACCACCAGCACCACCACCACCAGGACCAGCACCAGGACCAGCACCAGCACCGGCAGCAGCAAGGACAACAGCAACAGCCUCCGCGACGACUGGCACUGUUCCAAUUGACCGCAGCCAUUCACAGCCAAGCAGAGGCAGACCGACUCCAAGCCCUGCAGUCAACCGUCCUGCACGGGUCUCACGGAGCAUGGGUCACCUUGCAGUGUCACACGCAUCUCCGUUCCCUGAGUUUGAGCAACAUCAGCAAGCUGAACAUUAGGGAUUCCCCGAUUGAUCACGUGACGCUGCAUGACAUCGAGCAGCUGUACUGGGACAAGACCCAGGAACAAAGUACCAUCAGGGGUGAAUUGCGCAACGUGCAGAGGAUGGAGCUCAAAUGUCGUCGAAGGAUUGCACCAACACACUCAUGGAUGCACAUUCCCAACAUCCAGGUGUGCUUCAACGGGGAGGACGUCGAUGCUGCAUCGCUGGCAACUCGAACACAACUCGCCCUUUAUCAGGCUGACUGGGAUGACACCUCACCAGUGAGAGUUGACGCCGAUGAUCUUGAUGCUGCCAAGAAAGCAGAGCAUGAUCGCGUGAUCUCCCUGGCGAGCGAGGUUUCGCUGAACCAAUUGCCCCUGGAAGUCGACAUGCUACGAGCAACAGUGGCCCGGCUUCGAGAAGUCGAAGCGUCAGGGCGGGUUCAGCUGCCGAACGCAAUCGAGGUUUACGUGAGUUUUCUUGGGAGUGUGGAUCCGAUUGAUGUUGUUGUGCCCGGGACGGCUGAAGUCUCUCACGUCGCGCACUUCAACGUCGAUCUUGAUUUAUAUCUUCAUUUGGAGGCAUUGACGUCUCUGGAGACACGUGUCGACAGGCUGGAGCUUGCCCACCCCUCAUUUCCUGAACGCUUGGGUGCCCUUAGCUAUCUCGACUAUCUCUCAGAUGAUAUGUGCGUGUGCAUCGAAGUGCUGGGGUCUCAAGUGGACAUGCGCGUUCCUGCAUGUGUGAACGAGCUGAUCGUCGAUUCAUGUGCACAUAGGCUGCGGACUGGUUUUGUGGUCAAUGUGCCACGCGUGCGGAUCGGACGUGAGUUUGGCUCCGAAAUGAGUGUGUUGCGCGACGUCCAUCUCCUUGCUGGUCGGCAGCGCCUGGAACUCCGGGGCUGCACGCUGGACGGCGAGGUCUUACGCUGCAAUGAAGUGGACGUGCGCCGCUGCUUGGGGCGCUUGGCGGUGAGCUCGAGCGAGCGCGUGGAUGCCGCCAACGCUAUGGUGGGUGAGCCGACCGACAGCAACGGCAGCUCCAGCGAGCCGGGUUGUAUCGUGCUGAAGCGCUUGCAAGACGUGACACACUGCAAGCUGGUCCACACAGUCAUCAACGACUUCAGCUGUCUCCAACACAUUCGGCGCCUUGUGCUCAGCAAGUGCAAGUUCGACGACGUGACACACCUGCCACCCGUCGCCUGCCUUGUGGUGCGCGACUGCUUCACUCGCGCUGGCGGUGCAUGGCCCAACGUUACUUUCAUCAACCGGCCGCUGGAAGCAAUGACAGCCUGCCUCCUCGCAGGGAAGCGUAUUCGUUGA